AUGGAGCCCCCCAGCGCUCCCCGCAAGGACGCCUCCGAGACCGCCCGUCUGGUGGGGAGCCGCGACCCGGGCCGCGCCGGCAGCCUUCGCCUCAAGAGUCUGUUUGCAGGCCCUCAGGAGGCCUUCCCUGGCCUGCCCCCAGAGAAUGGACACCCGACCGUAGGUGUGGACCUGGAGAUGGAGCGACGCCUGGCCCCGCACUGUCAUCUGGGGCCUUGCUCCCCCAGCCAGAGCCAACUGAAGUUCCAGGCUCAGCGGAAACUCAGCAUUGCGUGUGCGGUCUGCUUCCUCUUCAUGAUUGGCGAGGUCAUAGGGGGGUACCUGGCACACAGCCUGGCUAUCAUGACAGAUGCGGCUCACCUGUUGACAGACAUGGGCAGUAUGGGUGUCAGCCUCUUCUCCCUCUGGGUCUCCACUCAUCCAGCCACCAAGACAAUGACCUUUGGCUGGCACCGUUCAGAGACCUUGGGUGCGCUGGCCUCUGUCCUGUCCAUCUGGAUUGUCACAGGUGUGCUCGUCUACCUGGCUUCUGCCCGUAUCAUCAGCAACGAUUAUGAGAUUGAAGCAUCAGCCAUGCUGGGCACUUCAGCCUGUGCUGUAGGCGUGAACAUCAUCAUGGCCUACCUUCUGCACCAGUCAGGCUCCCCACACAGCCACGGCCCAAGCACGGGGGGCUAUGAGAGGAUCGGCGACAGCCCCUGCGGCACCACCAUACCCACCCACAGCAACACCAGCGUACGAGCUGCCUUUGUGCAUGUGGUGGGGGAUCUGCUCCAAAGCAUCGGGGUCUUUGUUGCUGCCACUGUCAUCUAUUUCAAGCCCCAAUAUAAGAUAGCUGACCCAAUCAGCACAUUUCUUUUCUCGGUCUUUGUGCUGUGUUCCACUCUGACUAUCCUGCGUGACGUCUUCCGGGUGCUGAUGGAAGGUGCACCACGUGGUGUGGAGUUCAAGGCAGUGAAGGAGCUGCUGCUCUCGGUCAAGGGAGUGAAAGGUGCCCAUAAUCUCCAUCUUUGGGCUCUGACUCUCAGCCAUCAUGUUGUAGCUGUGCACGUGGCUAUAGAGCCCAGCACUGAUGCGGAGACCGUGCUGCAGGAAGCCACAGCCCUCCUGCAGAGCAAGUUUGGCUUUGUCUCAUGCACCAUCCAGGUGGAACGCUACCUGGAUGACAUGGCCAUCUGCCGCCAGUGCCAGGACCCGCGGGAUUGAGCCCAGUGCUGCCAGGCACCAGCUCCCGUGCUCCCCCCACUGCCAAGCCCAGGAGGUGCCUGAAGCAGGGGACUCCCCCCACCUCUCUCCCAGAGUCGGGGUCCACGGCUGUGUCUCUCGAGCCCCAGGAUCUGGCCUCUCUCUCCCCCUCUGCAUCUUCGUGUCACAUUCCAGGCUGGGUGGGGGCUGCCCUCCAGCAGGGGGGGCUAUGCCCACUUCCCACGUUCAUCAGCCUAAGUGUCUUUGAUGUGCAAGCCUGUGGGUGCUGGGGCCACUGGAGGAAGGCCAAGACAGCUGCCUCUGGGCCGGGCCGUUGGAUGGGGCUAUGUGGCCAUUUUGUACACAUAUGUCAUAUUGGCAGCACACAUUCCUCCCCUUGGGAGUCU
Messenger RNA from Heteronotia binoei (common prickly gecko), 1592 nucleotides. It is a transcript of the gene SLC30A3, whose product is annotated as solute carrier family 30 member 3. Lineage: Eukaryota; Metazoa; Chordata; Lepidosauria; Squamata; Gekkonidae. Gene Ontology annotation, biological process: zinc ion transmembrane transport; response to zinc ion. Gene Ontology annotation, molecular function: zinc ion transmembrane transporter activity. Bases 1 to 1206 code for a protein of 401 amino acids. Gene Ontology annotation, cellular component: plasma membrane. The record is from RefSeq and is a predicted model, not a curated record. The transcript is spliced from 8 exons.